Humulus lupulus (European hop) is the source of this 1106-nucleotide messenger RNA. RefSeq lists its product as uncharacterized. The coding region runs from base 10 to 921 and encodes 303 amino acids. Gene Ontology annotation, cellular component: cytosol. Lineage: Eukaryota; Viridiplantae; Streptophyta; Magnoliopsida; Rosales; Cannabaceae. The transcript is spliced from 2 exons. Gene Ontology annotation, molecular function: protein-folding chaperone binding. The record is from RefSeq and is a predicted model, not a curated record.
AGAAAAACUAUGAGCUCAACAAGAUCAUUUCAUCAUAGCUUUAGAAGCAAUAAUAGCCAAAACAUCAAAGUAGAUGAUGAUGAUCAGAGGAGUCAAAAUAAUAAAUAUAAGCACAGAAGUGCAGAUAAUUAUUUAUUCCCUUCUACUUAUUACAAUGAUCAUAAUAAUGAUCUCUCAAGAAACUCCAGCAAGAGAGUGAACCCCCCAAAAAGCUCAAUGGAUUAUUGUUAUUAUUAUUCCAGUUCAUCAUCCCCACCACCACCUACUUUUUUUGGAAAAAUUCCAAGCACUAGACAUAGUUCAAAUAAUAAUAAUAAUAAUAAUAAUAAUCCUAUUAUGUUCUCAAACUCUUCUGGGAUGUUGAAACCACCACCCAUUGAGAAGAAACUGGAGUGUACUCUUGAGGAGUUGUGUUAUGGCUGCCAAAAGAAGCUCAAGAUCACUAGAGAUGUCAUUAAUGAUUUAGGAAGAAUAGUAGAAGAAGAGGAGUUGUUGACCAUAAAAGUCAAACCUGGAUGGAAGAAGGGAACAAAGAUCACAUUCGAAGGAAUGGGGAACGAGAAGGCAGGGUCGUACCCGGCAGACAUAAUCUUCAUCAUCGCCGAGAAACGCCACCAGCUGUUCCGAAGAGAAGGAGACGACUUAGAGUUCGCCAUAAGAAUUCCUCUGGUGAAAGCUCUCACUGGCUGUAAAAUCUCCAUUCCCCUACUGGGUGGGGAGAAGAUGAGGUUGACUGUUGAUGAUGUCAUACACCCUGGCUUUGUCAAGAUUGUCCCAAACCAAGGCAUGACUGUUGCUAAAGAUCGAGGAAUUCGGAGGAGGAGAGGAGAUUUGAGAGUUGUGUUCUUGGUUGAUUUUCCAUCUCACCUUAGUGAUCAUCAGAGAUUGGAUGUUCUUACUAUAUUGCAAGAUGAAGGUUGAAUUAAUAAAUUUGUUGUUGUUUUUUUUUAGUGUUUUUGUGUUGUAGGGGUAAUUAUGUAUUGAAAGAAAAGUUUGGAGAGUGAGAAAAUGUUGGUUUAGUUAGUUAGAGAGAAAAAAAGAUAGUUGAAGAGAGGAGUGUAAAAAAAAUUUAGUCUUACUAAUAUAUAAUUCUUACUUAAGUUCCA